GGGCGGAUGACGCGCGGGGCCGACGGAGGCGCCGCCACUUCCUGGAGCCGCCGGCCGGGGCCGCUCGUCGCACUCAGCGCCAGAGCCAGGAGCCAGCGGCCGUCGCCAUGUCCCACCAGACCGGCAUCCAAGCAAGUGAAGAUGUUAAAGAUAUCUUUGCCAGAGCUAGAAAUGGAAAAUACAGACUUCUGAAAAUAUCCAUUGAAAAUGAGCAGCUUGUGAUUGGAUCAUGUAGUCAGCCUUCAGAUUCCUGGGAAAAGGAUUAUGAUUCCUUUGUGUUACCCCUGUUGGAGGAUAAGCAGCCAUGCUAUCUGUUAUUCAGGUUAGAUUCUCAGAAUGCCCAGGGAUAUGAGUGGAUAUUCAUUGCAUGGUCUCCAGAUCAUUCUCAUGUUCGUCAAAAAAUGUUGUAUGCAGCAACAAGAGCAACUCUGAAAAAGGAAUUUGGAGGUGGCCACAUUAAAGAUGAAGUAUUUGGAACAGUAAAGGAAGAUGUAUCAUUACAUGGAUAUAAAAAGCAUUUGCUCUCACAGUCUUCCCCUGCACCAUUGACUGCAGCUGAGGAAGAAUUACGACAGAUUAAAAUCAAUGAGGUACAAACUGAUGUUGGUGUGGACACUAAGCAUCAAACACUACAAGGAGUAGCAUUUCCUAUUUCUCGAGAAGCUUUUCAGGCUUUGGAAAAACUAAGUAAAAGACAGCUCAACUAUGUGCAGUUGGAAAUCGAUAUAAAAAACGAAAUUAUAAUUUUGGCCAACACAACAAAUACAGAACUGAAAGAUUUGCCAAAGAGGAUUCCCAAGGAUUCAGCGCGUUACCAUUUCUUUCUGUAUAAACAUUCCCAUGAAGGAGACUACUUAGAGUCCAUAGUUUUUAUUUAUUCAAUGCCUGGAUACACAUGCAGUAUAAGAGAACGGAUGUUGUAUUCUAGCUGCAAGAGCCCUCUGCUAGAAAUUGUAGAAAGACAACUACAGAUGGAUGUAAUUAGAAAGAUUGAGAUAGACAAUGGGGAUGAAUUGACUGCAGACUUCCUUUAUGAGGAAGUACAUCCCAAGCAGCAUGCACAUAAGCAAAGUUUUGCAAAACCAAAAGGUCCUGCAGGAAAAAGAGGAAUUAGAAGACUAAUCCGGGGUCCAGCUGAAACGGAAGCCACUACUGAUUAAAAUUGUUAUAUUAAACAUUGCAACACUAGUUUUUUAAAAGUUCAGCUUUUAGUACAGGAGAACUGAAAUCAUUCCAUGUUGAUAUAUAGCAGGGAGGAAAAUUGUACUUUUUGAAAAAUAGCACUUUUCACUUCUGUGUGUUUUUAAAAUUAAUGUUAUAGAAGACUCAUGAUUUCUAUUUUUGAGUUAAAGCUAGAAGGGGUUUCAACAUAGUAAUGUUUAAUUUUGUCACACUGUUUUCACAGAGUGUUGAUUCCACACUUUCACAUAAUUUUUAAGGUUUUAUAUAGUUGGAACCAUACCAGAAAGUCUAAUGUCUUAAAGUAGAAUAUACUUCUUAUUACUCUUUAAUGAGACAUUUGUUUUGUUUUUUUUUAAGGGAAAUGGAAAGACCUUAAAAUAUUCACAUUUCUGCAUGAAUAUGUUAAGGACUAGAUUAGAUUAUUUUCUAAGCUGAAAAUGUAGUGUGCCUAGAAAAAAGUGGAAAGUUGCUUGCUCUGAGGAGCUGUGCUGUCAGACUGGGAUUAUGUCUGUACCUUUGAGAAAUAAUUGCAGCAGUUUUUUCUAUUUGACUUUUUAUUUUUUAAUGGCAUUAAAAUUUCAAGUCAGCUCACUCUGACAUUUUAAGAGUACCAGAUAUUUUCUAUAUUGCAGGAUUUCUGAUGACAUUGAUAGAUUUUAAACAGCCUUAGUAAAUUUUCUUUCCAUCGCUUUAAAAAAAUGUGUAUU
Molecule: messenger RNA, 1889 nt
Organism: Castor canadensis (American beaver)
Lineage: Eukaryota; Metazoa; Chordata; Mammalia; Rodentia; Castoridae
Gene: Twf1
Product: twinfilin actin binding protein 1
Biological process (GO): positive regulation of neuron projection development; regulation of lamellipodium assembly; actin filament depolymerization
Cellular component (GO): cytoplasm; actin filament; myofibril
Molecular function (GO): actin filament binding; actin monomer binding
Source: RefSeq, a predicted model, not a curated record